AUGUCUGCUCCAAUCAACAAAGAAAAGGUCGAACAAGAACCAGCUCAACAAAUCCACAAGAUUAGAAUCACCUUAACUUCCACCAAAGUUAAACAAUUAGAAAAUGUUUCUGCCAACAUUAUCAGAAAUGCUUCUCAAAACAACAUUGUCAAGAAGGGUCCAGUUAGAAUGCCAACCAAGGUUUUAAAGAUCACCACCAGAAAGACUCCAAAUGGUGAAGGUUCCAAAACUUGGGAUACUUAUGAAAUGAGAAUUCAUAAGAGAGUUAUUGACUUACAAGCCCCAGCUGCUACUGUUAAGAAGAUUACUCAAAUCACCAUUGAACCAGGUGUGGAUGUUGAAGUCACCAUUGCUGCUUAA
Hemisphaericaspora subhashii is the source of this 360-nucleotide messenger RNA. RefSeq names its product 40S ribosomal protein uS10 (gene RPS20). Gene Ontology annotation, molecular function: structural constituent of ribosome; RNA binding. Lineage: Eukaryota; Fungi; Ascomycota; Pichiomycetes; Serinales; Debaryomycetaceae. Bases 1 to 360 code for a protein of 119 amino acids. Gene Ontology annotation, biological process: translation. The transcript has a single exon. The record is from RefSeq and is a predicted model, not a curated record. Gene Ontology annotation, cellular component: cytosolic small ribosomal subunit; ribosome.